AUGUUCAAGUGUCCAGAGGACAAAUGCAUACCGCAAUCUUGGGUUUGCAAUUAUCAAAAAGACUGUGAAAAAGGUGAAGACGAAUUACAAUCAUCGUGCGCGCCACCCGAUUGUGAAGUUGGUCAAUUAUCAUGCGGACAAUAUACCUGGAAUAAAACCUAUUGCUAUCCACCUCAUAAAAGAUGCGAUCAAGUCGUUGAUUGUUUCGAUGGAAGUGACGAAGCCGAAUGCACUUACAGAAAAUGUCAAACUGAUGAUUUUUUUUGUGGGCGCGAUACGAAAAGUCAGUGUCUUCCAAAAGAGAAAAAAUGCGACGGGUAUUACGACUGCAGAAACAAACACGACGAAGAAUCCUGUGGUCCGAAUCAUGGGGUAUCUUGUAACCUAGAUCAAUUCCGAUGCACAAACGGUCAAAGGUGUGUCGACAAUAAUUUAAAAUGUAAUCAUAGAAAUGAUUGCGGAGACAACAGCGACGAAGAAGGCUGCAAUUUUCCAGCAUGUCACGUGGGUCAAUUUCGUUGUUCGAACGCACUUUGCAUUCCAAAUUCGUUUCAUUGUGACGGAUUCAGAGAUUGUUUGGAUGGAAGCGAUGAAGUGAAUUGUACGGGAAUCGCGUGUCCGGGCAAUAAAUUUUUAUGCCCACGUGGAGGACCGAAUGGUAGUCCGAAAUGUAUUUCCAGGUCUCAAUUAUGCGAUGGUAAAAAAGAUUGCGAGGAUUCAGCCGACGAAGAAACCGGAUGCUGUAAUUGUCCAUUACUUGGUUGUGAAUAUAAAUGUCAAGCUUCAUUGACAGGCGGAAGUUGUUAUUGUCCCGAGGGUAGUACAAUAUCAAAUGAUACAAAAACUUGUGUUGACAGAGAUGAAUGUUCCGAAUGGGGAUUUUGCGAACAGUUAUGUUCAAAUUUUCCCGGUAAUUAUAAAUGUUCUUGUACAUCCGGUUACGUUCUUUUGGAAAAUUCUUACUGUAGAGCACCUAACGGAUCAAAUGUAAAAAUUUUAUUUGCUCACGAUAAAAGCGUUUGGAGUUUAGAACAACAAGGCGGAAGUCAAACACUUUUAGCAAAUGCAACUCAAGCAAGCGGUUUGGAUUAUCAUUAUGAAAGAAAACUUUUGUUUUGGUCCGACACGAAAACGAGAAAGGUUUAUUCGCAACCCCUGUUUGGAGAAGGUUCUGAAGGUUCCGGUUCGGAAAUUUCUCUUCCCGGCACGUGGUCUCCCGUAUCGAUUGCCAUCGAUUGGAUCGGGGAUAAAGUUUACGUUACGGAUGGUAUAGGACAAAAAAUCGACGUUUUCGAAAUAGAUGGUCGUUGGCACGCAAUCGUUUUGGGAUCGAAUUUAACCAGUCCGGCCGAUAUCGGUCUCGAUCCAACUUCCGGUUAUAUGUUUAUAGCCGAUGGUAAUCAGGUUCUUAGAGCUAACAUGGAUGGUACAAACGUAAGAGCUAUUGUUGCUGAUGCAACGUAUAAAGCAUCGGGAGUUUCCAUUGACAUCAUUUCAAAACGAGUAUUUUGGUGCGAUUCCCUGUUGGAUUACAUAGAAACGGUUGAUUAUGAAGGAAAAGGAAGAGUUUUAAUAUUGCGAGGUCAAUCUGUUCCAUCGCCAUCUCGAUUAACAACUUUUGAAAAUCGUUUAUUUUGGUCGGAUUCAACAAAACAAGGAGUUAUGUCCGUCGACAAAUAUCAGGGCGCCAACUCAAUUUUAGCAGUUUAUCGACAAAGGAACGUUAGAGAACCGAAAGCUGUAAAAGCUUUACAUAGCCUCAUACAAGUUUAUGCAAGCAAUCCUUGUGGAAAUAAUAAUGGUGGAUGUCAACACAUGUGCAUUGUCACGGCACCUACUGAAGGUACCGGACAUUUAGCCUAUAGGUGCGCUUGUAAUAUUGGAUGGCGUCUUGCUUCAGAUCAACGGAACUGUAAUUUGGUCACGGAAUUUUUAAUGUAUUCACAACAAAGAUUUAUAAAAGGACGAGUUUUAGAUCCUGUUAUAAAAGGUUUUGCCGAAGCCAUGUUACCAGUCGUAUCAAGACGAGCUCGAUUUGUUGGUUUAGAUUUUGAUGCUCAAGAUCAACAUGUUUACUAUUCGGAUGUCCUUCAAGAUGUUAUUUACAGAACUCAUUUAAACGGAACAGGUCGGGAAAUUGUUUUGGCUUCUCAAAAUGAAGGAGUCGAAGGUUUAGCAGUUGAUUGGGCAGCUAAGAAUUUAUAUUACAUCGACAGCAGAAAAGGAACUUUGAAUGUUUUGAGCAUGAGAAAUGUAACUUACAAAAGAACAUUGUUGAAAAAUUUAAAAAGGCCGAGAGCAAUUGUUGUUCAUCCGAACAAAGGGUACAUAUUUUUUUCGGAAUGGGACAGACCAGCUAACAUAAGCAGAGCAAACAGUGACGGUUCUGGUCUUAUGGUAUUUAAAAAUGUCACUUUGGGUUGGCCCAACGGUUUAGCCUUAGAUUAUGAAACGGAUCGUUUGUAUUGGUGCGAUGCACUUUUGGAUCACGUUCAACAUUCUCAUUUAAAUGGAACAGAUGUUAAAACAAUAAAUUCUAGGUUUAUUAGGCAUUCAUUUUCAAUUGUUAUUUAUAAAGAGUGGAUGUACGUAACCGAUUGGAGAUUAGACGCCAUUGUUAAACUCCAUAAAAUAAAUGGAGACAUGGAAGAAAUUCUAGUCAAAGAACCUCAAACAAAUCGUUUAUACGGUGUUAAAGUGUAUAGCGAAGCAGUUCAAAAAAUCGAUCCGACUCAUCCUUGUGCCAUUAAUAAUGGAGGCUGUGAAAAAUUAUGUUUUGCAGUUAACCACCUCAAUAAGUAUUUGUGGCAAAGAGCUAAAUGCGGGUGUCCUUAUGGAGAACGUUUAAUCGAACCUGAAAAUAAAACUUGUACUGCUGAUCCACAAUCGGAACCACCCGUGCAAGCCUGUCCGAAUACGUGGGAUUUCACGUGUAGAAAUUUACGUUGCAUACCAAAAGCUUGGGUAUGCGAUGGAGAUGAUGAUUGUUUGGAUAAUUCAGACGAAGAACAAAAUUGUACAAAAUCGACAUGUUCUUUGAGCGAAUUUCAAUGCAGUUCUGGAAGAUGCAUUCCUGGAACGUUUAAAUGCGAUUCUGAAAAUGAUUGUGGAGAUUACUCUGACGAAACAGGUUGUGUCAAUGUCACGUGUGCUUUGUCUCAAUUUUUAUGUGAAAAUAAUAGAUGCAUACCGAACGCUUGGAAAUGUGAUUCUGAAAAUGAUUGCGGUGACGGAAGCGAUGAAGGAGAUUUUUGUGCUCAAAAAACAUGCGCAUAUUUUCAGUUUACGUGUCCUCGUUCUGGUCAUUGCAUUCCGCAAACGUGGGUCUGUGACGGAGACAAUGAUUGUUUUGAUAAUCAAGAUGAAGAAGAUUGUCCGCCUGUCACGUGUUCAUCAACUCAAUUUAAAUGUUCUGAUUUAAAACAGUGCAUACAAGAAUCGUAUAAAUGUGAUGGUAUAUCAGAUUGUACGGACGGAAGCGAUGAAUUGGGUUGUCCUUCGUUAGCUCCUGAUCAAUGCGAUUCUGAAAAACAAUUUCAAUGUCAAUCAUCCGGGAUAUGCAUUCCUCGAGCUUGGCAUUGUGAUGGUACUGCCGAUUGCGAUGAUGAAUCCGAUGAACCUCCGACGUGUGGAAAAGUAGAUUGUCAACAAGGUUAUUUCAAAUGUAAUAAUAGUCACUGUAUAUUUAAAGCAUAUAUAUGUGACGGAAGAGAUGAUUGUGGCGACGGAAGUGAUGAGGAUGCAAGGCAUGCAUGCGGUCCUCCACCUUUCGGCUGCAACGGUAAUGAAUGGCAAUGUCCUGGAGUCUCGGAAAGAUGCGUCAACAUAUCGGUUGUGUGCGACGGUAAAGCUGAUUGUCCAAAUGGUGCUGAUGAAGGUCCAGGUUGUGAUUUGGCUGAAUGUAAUCACAGAUCGGGACUUUGUUCAAACGGUUGCAAACAAACGCCAGUCGGAGCAGUUUGCACGUGUCCUCCUGGUGAAACUUUAUCAAACGACACAUACACGUGUCAAGACUUAAACGAAUGUGAGAAACCGGAAUCUUGUUCUCAACAUUGUCACAACACAAAAGGCUCUUAUUAUUGUACUUGCGAUGACGGUUACGAAUUAGAAUUGAAUAAACAUUUUUGUAAAGCAAUCAAUCACAGUUCAGCUUUCUUAAUAAUAUCCAAUCGACAUUCGAUACUUGUUGCUGAUUUGAAAGAGCAAGGAUUAGAAAGAGUACCGAUAAUUGUGGAAAAUGUUGUUGCCACGGCUUCUAACAUGCACACGGGUACAAUAUUUUGGUCGGAUAUGAAACUAAAGAAAAUUUCAAGGCUUGAUCGAAGUAGUGAACCUAAAGACAUAAUAACCAAUGGAUUAGAUUUAGUAGAAGGAUUAGCUUACGAUUGGAUCGGUGGUAACAUUUAUUGGUUAGACUCUCGUUUAAAUACAAUUGAAGUAGCUAGAGAAAAUGGAUCCGAUAGAAUGGUUCUUUUAAAAGAAAAUAUAACGCAACCAAGAGGAAUGUGUUUGGAUCCUAGUCCUGGAUGGUUAUUUUGGUCGGAUUGGGGUGAAAAUCCAAGAAUCGAAAGAGUUGGAAUGGAUGGUUUAAAUCGUUCUACCAUAAUCAACACAAAAAUUUACUGGCCAAACGGAUUAACGUUAGACGUGGCUACGAAAAGAAUUUAUUUUGCCGAUUCAAAACUUGAUUACAUUGAUUUUUGUUAUUACAACGGUAGCGGAAGGCAACAAGUAUUAGCCGGAAGUCAUUAUUUGCUUCAUCCUCAUUCUCUUACCCUUUUCGAAGAUACUCUUUAUUGGACGGACAGACAAUUGAAUAGGGUAUUAUCCGCUCAAAAAUUCCGAGGAAAAAAUCAAACGGUCGUAUCACAUUUGAUAUCUCAACCUCUUAGCAUUCACGUUCAUCAUCCGGCAUUGCAACCGAUAACUCCCAAUCCUUGUCUGAAUGCAAACUGUCAACAUUUGUGCUUGUUAUCACCUUAUUCGAGCACUGGAUACACGUGUAAAUGCAAACCUGGUUUUAAAACUUCUCCCAACGGCAAAUGUACCGAAGAGGAAUCUGCCUUUUUAAUGGUAAUGAAAGGAUCACAAAUAAUUGACGUGUCAUUAACACCAGGAGAUAAAACCGGAGGAUUUUUGACGGCGGUUGUUGGAAUCGAAGGUGGCCUUCAUUUAGAUUACGAUAGAAAAAUGCAAACGAUAUAUUGGGUCGAAGGAAAAGAAGAUGAUGAAGAAAACUGUACGAUUUAUGUAACACCCUACGGUGGAGGAAAUAAAACCGAAUUCCUCGGUAAGGAUUCAGGAUUGGUGGGAGCUGCGUAUACGAUCGCUUUCGAUUGGCUAGGAAGAAAUUUAUACAUCGCCAAUAGAAUAGCAUCAAAUUUUGAACUUAUUAAAGUUGAUGGUAAAGUUAAACAUAGAACCAUAAUAUUGGCAAAUGAUGGUAACAAACUGUCGGUGGCCAAGCCGAAAUCAAUGUGUCUGGAUCCUAGUGAGGGAAAAUUGUACUGGGUUGAUGAAGGUGGUUACGGAGUUCCAGCAAAAGUAGCCAAAGUAAAUAUGGAUGGUUCAAAUCCGGAAAUUUUAACGACUGAUAUUGAACGACCGGAAGCCAUAACGAUUGAUUUGGAUAAGAAAAUUUUAUAUUACAGCAUGCGACAUCCGGGUUACAUCAAAUCGAUGGCGACGAAUGGAGAAAAUAUUCGAGUUUUAUUAUCCGAAGAAAAUAAUCUUCAGCAACCGAAAGCUUUAGCUGUUGUGGACAGUCGAUUGUUUUAUUUGGAUCCGAUUUACGAUAAAAUAGAAAGAGUCGAUCUUCCAACUGGAGAAAAUCCAAAACUUAUUUUGGAUAAUGAAGUUGAUUUAAAAACUUUUGUCGUGUUUAAAAAAAGAUUAUCUUAUAACCAUCCAUGUAUUUUGGCCAACGGUGGAUGUUCACAAAUUUGUAUUCCCAGCGAAGGAAAUUCAAGGGUUUGCGCAUGCUCAGUAGGUUAUAAAAAAGAAAAUGAAGUCAAUUGCUCACCGUAUAAAACAUUCGCUGUUGUAUCACAAUUGGAUCUCAUCAGAGGUUACAGUUUGAAAGAUUCUGCCGAAGCCAUGGUUCCCAUUACCGGUCCAGGUCAUCAUAUACUUCACGUGGACGUUCAUUUUGCUCAAAACUGGAUUUAUUGGGUCGAAUUCAAUAGAGGUCAUUGGAAUGGAAUAUUUAGAAUAAGACCGAACGGUUCGGAAAUUCAAAGCGUCAUAAAAGAAGGAAUCGGUUCAAAUGGUAUUAGAGGGAUCGCCAUCGAUUGGAUCGCUGGAAAUUUAUAUUUCACAAAUGUUUUCCCACACGAAAAUUAUUUAGAAGUUUGUUGGUUGGACGGUAGCAAUAGAAAAGUCAUUUAUAAAACUACGACGGAUGCUCCCAGAGAACUCGCCGUCAAUCCCAUUAAGAAGUAUUUGUACUGGAUCGAUUACGGUCAGUAUCCUCGUAUAGGAAAAGCAUAUUUAGAUGGAACUCAUUGGACACCGGUCGUCACAUCCGGUAUCACUAAUCCUAGAGAUUUAACCGUUGACAUGCUAACUCAUGACGUAUAUUGGGUCGAUUCUAAAAUGGAUGUAAUUCAAAAAAUAGGAUUUUCAGGAGGUGCUCGACAGGUUAUAAGACGAAACCUGCCAAAUCCAAUGGGAAUCGCCGUUUAUAAAAGCGACGUGUAUUGGGUCGAUAGAAAUCUUCAAUCAGUUUUUAAAGCUUCGAAACUUAUCGGCAAUUCAUCUCAACCAAUAGCAGUUAGAACAAAUUUACAAAAACUUCGAGAUAUCGCAAUAUUCGAUAUAUUGAAUCAACCAGACGAAGAUUACAAUCCCUGCAAAAGGUUGGGCAAUGGAGGAUGCAGCCAACUUUGUUUCUCAUAUCCCACCAACGGUAGUUAUUCUUCUGCUCCAAGUUUUAAAUGUGAUUGUGCUAUCGGUUCCGUAUCUCCAGAUGAUCAAAAAAAAUGUACCACCUACGAUGAGUUUUUAGUUUUCUCGACAAGAACAGAAAUCCGAGCCAUCGAUCUGGAUCCGAGAUCGACCGUCAUUCCAUUUAAACCUCUCGCAAAUCUUACAAACGUUGUCGGAGUCGAUUUUGAUUACGACGACAAAAAACUUUUAUUUACUCAAAUCAGACCGUGGGCACGAAUCGCAUGGACGUCAAGUAAAAAUCCCGAUACCAUUCAUAACAUCAUCAAUCGAGGAAUAAAUCCGGAAGGUAUCGCCUACGAUUGGACACAAAAGAAAAUUUAUUGGACGGACAGCAGCAACAACAGCAUAUACGCAAUGAAUUUGGAUAAUUCGGAUUUGGUCAUGAUAGCUCGAGUAGAAAGACCCAGAGCCAUAGUAUUGGAUCCUUGCAACGGUUCAUUGUAUUACACCGACUGGGGUCGGUUCGGAACAUCCGGUAAAAUUUAUCGUACGACAAUGGCUGGAUCAUUGAAAAAAGCCAUAAUUGAAAAGGAUUUAUCACAGCCUAGCGGUUUGGCUAUUGAUUAUUCCGAGAGAAUGUUGUAUUGGACUGAUGCAGUGAGAGAAAAAAUAGAAAGAUCGUUUUUAAAUGGAACAUUUAGACAGGUUCUUGUCGCUGCAACGAUUUAUCCAUUUGCGAUAACCGUACAUGGAAAUUACAUUUACUGGACAGAUUUACAAUUGAGAGGAGUUUAUAGAGCGGAAAAACAUACUGGAGCUAACAUGAUCGAAAUGGUUAAGAGAUUAGAAGAUUCUCCAAGAGAUAUACACGUAUUUUCUAAAAGUAGACAAAUGUGUGACUCGAAUCCUUGCAAUAUCAAUAAUGGCGGUUGCGCACAAAGUUGUCAUCCUGGACCGAAUGGAAAAGCCGAAUGUAAAUGUGAUGAUAAUUCAAAAUUGGUUAACGAAAAUCGAAUGUGCGUUCCUAAAAAUUUAACUUGCGACAGUUCAAAGUUUUAUUGUAAAAAUGGUAAAUGCAUAUCGAGAAUGUGGUCAUGUGAUGGAGACAACGAUUGUGGGGAUGGUUCAGAUGAAGAUGUUAAUUACUGCACUUACCAUUCGUGUAAUCCUAACGAAUUUAGAUGUGCCAACGGUCGUUGUAUAUUCAAAUCAUGGGUUUGCGAUCAUGAAAACGAUUGUAAAGACGGUUCAGAUGAACUUGAAUGCGUGUAUCCUCCGUGUGAUUCAUCUGAAUUUACAUGUGCUAACUACCGAUGCAUUCCAAUGUCUCAGGUUUGCAACGGUGUCAACGAUUGUAAAGACAAUGUUACAUCAGACGAAACCCACGAAAGAUGCCCAAAGAAUACAACAUGUCCUCCAAAUCAUUUAAAAUGUUCCAAUACCAACAUUUGCGUCGAGCCCUAUUGGUUGUGCGAUGGUGAUAACGAUUGUGGAGAUAAUUCCGAUGAAGAUUCUUUACAUUGUGCUCAAAGGACUUGCCCUCAAAAUAGUUUUAGAUGUCCAAAUCAUCGAUGCAUUCCGGCCACGUGGUAUUGUGAUGGUGAUGACGAUUGCGGUGACGGAGCUGACGAACCACCAGAAUACUGUAAAUCCGAAGGAAGAACCUGUUUUGGAGAUUUAUUUACUUGCGACAAUGGAAAUUGCAUACCUAGAAUAUACAUUUGUGAUGGUGAUAAUGAUUGUUUGGAUAAUUCCGACGAAGACGUUCGACAUCAAUGCAACGACAGAAAAUGCGAUGAGGAAACUGAAUUUACCUGUACGGAAAACAAAGCCUGGAAUAGAGCUCAAUGCAUUCCUAAAAAAUGGAUUUGUGACGGGGAUCCAGACUGCGUUGAUGGAGCUGAUGAAAAUUCGACUCUUCACUCCUGUCCAUCACCGGUAUCCUGUGCUUCUGAUCAAUUUACAUGUGGAAAUGGUCGUUGUAUCAACAUGGGUUGGCUGUGUGAUCAUGACAACGAUUGUGGAGAUGGUACCGACGAAGGAAAAUUCUGUAAUGCUCAAUAUAAAACGUGUACACCUGAAGAAUUCAGUUGUCAAAAUUUCAAAUGUAUUCGUAAAAUAUAUCAAUGCGAUGGAGAAGAUGAUUGCGGUGAUAAUUCAGACGAAGUCGGAUGCAGUAAAACAAACUCAACGUGUCCAAACGGUCAGUUUAGAUGUAACGAUGGAAAAUGUAUAGACUACCAUUUGGUUUGUAAUAAAGUGUCGGAUUGUGCAGAUGAUAGCGAUGAACCACUUCAUUGUAACGUUGACGAAUGUGCAAAAGUUGAAAUUCAUCAAUGUAAUCAUAAAUGUGUUAAUACUCUUACGAGUUAUUAUUGCGAAUGUAAUCAGGGUUACAAAUUAAUGCCGGAUGGAAAAGCUUGUCGUGACAUAGAUGAAUGUACGGAAUUACCCGGCGCAUGUUCUCAAUAUUGUUCCAACACUCCAGGCGGUUAUUAUUGUAAAUGCAACGAUAAAUAUUACGAAAGAGAACAAGAUGAAAGAUCGUGUAAAAGAAAAGAUCGAAUACAACCCUGGCUUAUUUUUACAAAUAAAUAUUACGUGAGAAACAUGUCGACCGAUGCCAGCGUUUACAGUUUGGUUCAUAAAGAUUUAAUUAAUGUCGUGGCUUUAGAUUACGAUUUAAAAGAUAAAAAAUUGUACUUUUGCGACGUUAGCGCCAAAACCAUAUUCAGAUCCGAUAUCGAUGGAAUUGAUGUUAAAGAACCGGUAAUUAGACAUGAUAGUCACGGAUUGGAAGGAAUUGCUGUUGAUUGGGUCGGUAGAAAAUUAUAUUGGCUUGAUAGACAUAGUAAACACCUUGAGGUAUCAGAGUUAAAUGGUGUGAAUAGAAAAACGUUAAAAUCUGGCAUUGCCGAUCCGAGAGCGAUUGCUGUUCAUCCAGGUGUAGGAUAUUUGUACUUCACAAGUUGGCAUUUACAGGCUUACAUUGGAAAAAUUGGAAUGGAUGGUUCAAAUUUCACUAGAAUUUUAACUUGGAAUGAUGAUAUUGCUUGGCCGAAUGCUUUAACGAUCGACUACUUUACUGAUAGAAUUUAUUUUGCUGAUGCUCAUUUAGAUUAUAUUGCUUAUACGGAUUUAGAAGGAAAGCAUCGCCAUAUUGUUUUGAGCGGACAAAAAGUGCCUCACGUAUUUGCUCUUUCAUUAUUUGAUGAUGAUGUUUACUGGACCGAUUGGAACAUGAAAGCUAUUAGUAAAGCUAAUAAAUUUACCGGAAAAGACAUGAAAAUACUUCGUAAUACAACUCAUAGACCCUACGACUUGCACAUAUAUCAUCCUCUUCGUCAGUUGCCCUAUCCGAAUCCGUGUAAUCAAAACAACGGUGGAUGUUCCCAUCUCUGUUUAUUAGCACCUGCUGCAAAUGGAAAACCUCGUAACCCAUUCGGUUAUGGCGGUACCGAUACUCCGGUUAAUUAUUCUUGCGCUUGUCCAAAUCAAUUUUAUUUACUUGCCGAUGGUAAAACAUGCAUGGCUAAUUGUACAGCCGGUCAACAUCAUUGUGGUGGAAACGAUCAAAAAUGCAUUCCGUGGUUUUGGAAAUGUGAUGGCGAAUUGGAUUGUAAAGAUGGCUCCGACGAACCUUCGACUUGUCCUGUAAGAACGUGUCGAAAUGGAAUGUUUCAAUGCGCAAAUAAUAAUUGCACAGCUUCGGCUAAUAUUUGUGAUGGUGUUAAUGAUUGCGGAGAUAUGUCGGAUGAAAAGAAUUGUGAUCUUCCUUGUCCUGAAAUUGAAUUUAAAUGUAAAAGCAAUGGCCGAUGCAUACUCAAUUCGUGGAAAUGCGAUGGAGAUCCAGAUUGUAAAGAUGGCAGCGAUGAGGAUCCUCUAAUGUGCCAUAAUAGAAAAUGCGAUCCAGAAACAGAAUUUUCUUGUAAAAAUGGCCGCUGUAUUCCAAAACUUUGGAUGUGCGAUUUUGAUAAUGAUUGCGGAGACGAUUCGGAUGAGCCGGCUUUUAAAUGUCGACAAAGAAAUUGUACAAAUGGAUGGCAACGUUGUCCCGGACGUACUAACUACAGAUGCAUUCCUAAAUGGUUGUUCUGUGACGGUAAAGACGAUUGUCGCGAUAACAGCGAUGAAAAACCGGAAAAUUGUCCUAAAUGUCAAGAUACAGAUUUCCGAUGUGGAAACAAUCGUUGUAUUCCAAAGAGAUGGCUUUGCGAUCACGAAAACGAUUGUGCCGACAAUUCAGAUGAAACGGAUGCCUUGUGCAAAGGAGUUUACAGAGAAUGUUCUGAAAGUGAAUUCCGGUGCGGAAACGGGAAAUGCAUACCUCAAAGAUGGCGUUGCGAUCACGAUGAUGAUUGCGGUGAUAAUUCGGAUGAAUCAGGUUGUGCUGAUUUUAAAUGCAAGAACGGUUCGUUCCAAUGUGCAAGCGGCCACUGCAUAGCAUCUUACCUACGAUGCGACGGAGAAAAAGAUUGCAGAGAUUUAUCCGAUGAGAAAAAUUGUCCUCCGAGGUAUCCGAAUGGACGAUACUGUCCGGUGACGCAAUUUCAAUGUGCAAAUCAUUUAUGUAUACAACAUAGCGAUUUGUGCGACGGAGCCGACGAUUGCCGAGAUAAUUCCGAUGAAAAUCCAUCCGUUUGCAAUAAUUUUAACUGCGAUACGCUACAAAGAUUUCAAUGCGACAAUCAUCGAUGCAUACCUAGGUAUCACCUUUGCGACGGAGUUGACAAUUGCGGUGAUGGAAGUGACGAAAGAAAUUCAACCGUUUGCUCAUUUAGAAAUAAACCGUGCAACAGAGAUAGAGAAUUUCAGUGUGCGAAUAAAAAAUGCAUUGACAUCUCGAAAGUUUGUGAUUUCGGUGAUGACUGCGGUGAUGCUUCAGACGAAAAGGGAUGCCAUCGAGCUCAUGAAUGUGAUGCGGAAACGAGAGGGGGAUGCGAACAAAACUGCGAAAACAUCGACGGACCCGGAUCCUCUUUGAAGGGAUUCAUCUGUACCUGUUUACCGGGAUUUAAAAUCUCUGAUAAAAAUAAGAAAAAAUGUGAUGACGUCGACGAAUGCGAAACCGGAACUCAUAAAUGUUCACAAAUUUGUACUAAUUUGAACGGUACCUAUGUUUGUUCCUGUAGAGAAGGUUUCACUUUGAGUGAUACACUUACCGGCGUCUGUAAACUCAACGAACCUGAAUCUUUGACUCUUUUGUUUUCUAACGGACCGCAGAUCCGUGCGUACAAAAUGGAAAAACGGGAAGAAUUAAACGUCAUAUCCGAAGAAAAAAGAAUUAGUUCGAUAGAUUUCGAUCCGAAACAGGAAAUGAUUUUCUGGGUAGAUUCUUACGAUAACACAUUAAAACGUUCUUAUAUGGUAGAUGCUAGACAAGGUGUCGUCAAAGCUGGAUACCCACAAGAUCUUAAUAUAAGAGCUCACGCUAAGCCGACAAGUGUUUCCGUCGAUUGGGUGAGUAACAAUAUUUACUGGACGGAAGUUCAGCCAACUAGUCAGAAAAACAAAGGAAAAGUUGUUGUUGCUAAAUCGGACGGAAGGUAUAGAAGAUCCCUUGUUUCGAACAAUUUAGAAAGUCCAACAUCUAUAGCUGUGGAUCCCGAAUUAGGAAAAAUGUUCUGGGCGGAUUCUGGUUAUUCUCCAAAAAUUGAAAGCUCUUGGUUGGAUGGUAGUAUGAGGACGACCAUUGCAACCGACGGUGUCGGACAUCCGACCGGUCUCGCUAUAGAUUUCAGCAUGGAUAAUAAAAUUUAUUGGGCUGAUACGAAAUUGAAUACGAUCGAAUCGAUGAACUACGACGGAAGCGGAAGACAAGUCAUAAUAAAAGGAGACUAUUUGAAACAUCCGGUUUCACUGGACGUGUUUGAAAGUUCGGUGUUUUGGGUAACUCGGGAUACUGGAGAAGUCGUAAAACAGGAUAAAUUUGGUAGAGGAGAUCCUGUAGUUGUUGCUAAAGACUUACUUAAUCCCUCUGACGUCAAAGUUUACCAUAAAGCAAGAUAUAAUACGACAAUAUCGAAUCCAUGCCACAGCAAUCCGUGCUCGCAUCUUUGCCUUUUAGUGCCUAACGGACAUCGUUGCGCGUGUCCUGAUAACGCGAAUCCUCUUUCUAAAGGACAAAGCGAAGUUCAGUGCGACGCAGCAUCCGAACGUGCCAGACCUGAUCCAAAAAUUUGUCUGUGCCAAAAUGAUGGAAUCUGCAGAGAAUCAGAUUCUGGAGAAUUAAUUUGCGAAUGCCCUCAAGAUUUCCAGGGUCGGUACUGUGAUAAUUACGUAGGAGUAUCUCGUUCAAGCACAUCAAAUUCAACGGCAGCCACCGUCUUAAUACCAAUAUUAGUUUUGCUCCUUUUAACAGCUAUUGGAGCCGCCAUCUUUUUCAUUAUUAGAAAGAGACCAUUCGGAAAAGGAGGCGGAUUAGGAGGACUAACAAAUUCACAAAGCGUUUCAUUUAGACAAGGAACAAACGUUGAAUUCGGGUCACCAGUAUUUCCGUCGAACGGACCAGCGGUCGAACCGUUGGACGUAGCAUACAAUUUAGAUAACAUCAAUAGUAAAAAUAGAGACUUCAGCAAUCCAAUGUACGAAUGCGCGGUAGAAAAUCAGGGUAACGGUUCGGGUAUCUACGAAGUUCCAACGGAGGUAUCGAAAAAAGGUAUCGAACCCGUACCUCCGGCAAGUGCUGUACUCGCACCUUCGAGCGUAGUCACAAGAACGUCACCUCAAAUACACAUCAGACACAGGGAACUCGAUCCUAGUUCCGACACGGGAAAAGACACUCAAAAACUCGUGGAAGAAGACAAAUCAGAAUGCUAG
Messenger RNA from Pediculus humanus corporis (human body louse), 13707 nucleotides. Its product is annotated as low-density lipoprotein receptor, putative. The transcript is spliced from 56 exons. The record is from RefSeq and is a predicted model, not a curated record. NCBI's taxonomy places the organism in Eukaryota, Metazoa, Arthropoda, Insecta, Psocodea, Pediculidae. Gene Ontology annotation, molecular function: protein binding; calcium ion binding. Bases 1 to 13707 code for a protein of 4568 amino acids.